This is a messenger RNA of Marmota flaviventris (yellow-bellied marmot), 7706 nucleotides long. It is a transcript of the gene Smcr8, whose product is annotated as SMCR8-C9orf72 complex subunit. The record is from RefSeq and is a predicted model, not a curated record. Gene Ontology annotation, molecular function: GTPase activator activity. NCBI's taxonomy places the organism in Eukaryota, Metazoa, Chordata, Mammalia, Rodentia, Sciuridae. Gene Ontology annotation, cellular component: guanyl-nucleotide exchange factor complex.
AUGUGAUACCAAGAUGGCGGCACCGCGAUAGCUGGCUCCGGGUUGUGGCGUCCAAGAAGCCGCGACGGUUUCUGCCCUCUGGCCGUGGGGGCGGCAACCUUGGCUGACUCCUGCGGCGGCCCGUAGCCCGUGUUGGAUACCCCAUCCGGGGCUGGGGCUGUUGCUGUCGCAGCGUGUUCGGGGGUGUGCUGGUGACCUCGCUGCAGGUGCCUUGGCUGGCCGCGCUGGCCGGAGGAAGAGGCGAGCAAGCAGCCUCCUUGAUCACUUGGGCCUUUGAUGUUCAUGAGGACUUGGAGGGUUCUGGAGGAGCUACCUGUCUGAGGGAGUUGCGGAAGUUCCAGCCGUCUUGUGUGUGAGGCAGCCUAGGACCCCUGGGGGCUCAAAGGAGGCAGCAAGGACCGCGCUUCCUCCUGGCUUAGUGGCAGUGAUUAACCCUGCAUUGCUUCCCACUUCCUCUCAAUGUUGUCUCCAUUUAUCAGGAAAUAUGAUCAGCGCCCCUGACGUGGUGGCCUUCACCAAAGAAGAAGAAUACGAGGAAGAGCCUUAUAAUGAGCCGGCCCUGCCGGAGGAGUAUUCAGUGCCACUCUUCCCUUUCGCCAGCCAGGGGGCCAACCCGUGGUCAAAACUGUCCGGGGCCAAGUUCUCGAGGGAUUUCAUCCUUAUUUCCGAGUUCUCUGAGCAGGUGGGACCCCAACCCUUGUUGACCAUCCCUAAUGACACCAAAGUUUUUGGCUCUUUUGAUCUCAAUUACUUUUCCUUGCGGAUCAUGUCUGUGGAUUAUCAAGCUUCCUUCGUGGGCCACCCUCCAGGUUCUGCCUACCCCAAGCUAAACUUUGUGGAGGACUCCAAGGUAGUGCUGGGAGACUCCAAGGAAGGAGCCUUUGCGUAUGUGCACCACCUUACUUUGUAUGACCUGGAGGCCCGUGGCUUUGUGAGGCCUUUUUGCAUGGCUUAUAUCUCGGCAGACCAGCAUAAAAUCAUGCAGCAGUUCCAGGAGCUUUCAGCUGAGUUUUCCAAAGCAUCGGAAUGCUUAAAGACGGGCAACAGGAAGGCAUUUGCUGGAGAACUUGAAAAAAAACUGAAAGACUUGGAUUACACUAGGACAGUGCUGCACACAGAAACAGAGAUCCAGAAGAAAGCCAAUGACAAAGGCUUUUAUUCAUCUCAGGCCAUUGAGAAAGCCAAUGAACUGGCCAGUGUGGAGAAGUCCAUCAUUGAACAUCAAGACCUGCUGAAGCAGAUCCGCUCAUACCCUCAUAGGAAGGUGAAGGGGUCUGAUUUGUCUUCUGGUGAGAUACAACACUCCCAGGAUCAGGCCAACCAGGCAUCUGCUACCUCUAAUCCUGAUGAGUCUGCUGACACAGAUCUUUAUGCCUGCCGACCAGCUUACAUCCCCAAACUCAUCAAGGCAAAGUCCACUAAGUGUUUUGACAAGAAGUUGAAGACCUUGGAGGAACUCUGUGACACUGAGUAUUUUACCCAGACCCUGGCCCAGCUCAGCCACAUCGAGCACAUGUUCAGAGGAGACCUGUGCUACCUCCUGACUAGUCAGAUUGAUAGAGCACUUCUAAAACAGCAGCACAUAACAAACUUCCUCUUUGAAGACUUUGUAGAGGUUGAUGACAGGGUGGUGGAGAAACAAGAGAGUGUACCUUCUCAGCCCAGACAAGACAAGCUGCUUUCCAGACCUUUGGAAGAAUGCCCAAUUCCUAAAGUGUUAAUUAGUGUUGGUUCUUACAAGUCCAGUGUGGAGUCUGUGUUGAUAAAGAUGGAGCAGGAACUUGGAGAUGAGGAAUACAAAGUAGAGGUGAGAGAGCCAAGCAGUUUUGACCCCCAGGAAAACCUAGACUACCUGGAUAUGGAUAUGAAAGGGAGUAUCAGCAGUGGUGAAAGCAUUGAGGUUUUGGGCACGGAGAAGUCCACCUGUGUGCUGUCUAAAUCUGACAGCCAGGGCAGCCUCACGGUACCAUUGAGCCCCCAGGUGGUCCGGAGCAAAGCAGUUAGCCACAGGACCAUCAGUGAGGACAGUAUUGAAGUUCUGAGCACCUGUCCUUCUGAAGCCCUCAUCCCUGAUGACUUUAAGGCCAGCUACCCAACUGCCAUUAAUGAAGAAGAAUCCUAUGCAGAUAAUGAGGGGGCCAUCCAUUUUCAAGCAAGCAUCAGUCCACCAGAGCUGGGUGAGGCUGGAGAGGGCAGCUUGGAAAAUACCCCAUCCCAAAUAGACUCUUCUUGCUGUAUUGGGAAAGAGAGUGAUGGUCAGCUGGUGCCACUCCCCACUCCAGCCCACACUUUCUCUGAUGAGGAUGGUGUGGUGAGCAUCCCCCCACAGCGCUACCGGCAAAAGGAUGAAGGGUUCCAUGUGGACUUUGCCAUGGAAAACACCAACCCUUCUUCCCGAGACAACAGUUGUGAAACAUUCCCAGCUUAUGAGCUGGACCCAAGCUAUCUGCUGGCUAGCCGGGAUGUCAGUAAGACCAGCCUGGACAACUAUUCGGAUACCACCAGCUAUGUAAGCAGUGUGGCCUCUACCAGCUCGGACAGGACUCCCUCUUUUGCUCAUCCUGUUGGCCCAUCUUCUGAGAGGCACAAAAAGCGGGCUGGCCAGAACGCCUUAAAAUUCAUCCGCCAGUACCCUUUUGCCCACCCAGCCAUCUACUCCCUGCUCAGUGGGAGGACACUAGUAGUCCUUGGGGAAGACGAGACUAUAGUCAGGAAGCUUGUGACGGCACUAUCUAUCUUUGUCCCCAACUACGGCCGCUAUGCCAAACCUGUGAAGCACUGGGUCUCCUCCCCUUUGCACAUUAUGGAUUUUCAGAAGUGGAAACUUAUUGGCCUACAGAGAGUGGCCUCCCCUGGCAGUGCGGGCACCCUCCAUGCCCUGAGCCGCUAUAGCCGCUACACAAGCAUCCUGGAUCUGGACAACAAAACCCUGCGCUGCCCCCUGUACAGGGGCACUCUGGUGCCCCGCUUGGCAGACCAUCGCACUCAGAUCAAGCGGGGCAGCACUUAUUAUCUGCACGUCCAGAGCAUGCUCACCCAGCUGUGCUCCAAGGCCUUUCUCUACACCUUCUGCCACCACCUGCACCUGCCUGCCCAUGACAAGGAGACGGAGGAGUUGGUUGCCAGCCGCCAGGUGAGCUUCCUGAGGCUGAACCUGGGCCUGGUGAAUGAAGAUGUCAGGGUGGUCCAGUACCUGGCUGAGCUGCUAAAGCUGCACUAUAUGCAGGAGUCUCCUGGGUCCAGUCACCCCAUGCUCAGGUUUGACUAUGUCCCCAGCUUUUUGUAUAAAAUCUGAAGUUGGUCCCAGCCACUGUGACCAAGACCUGUGACUCAGGGUAUGGGAAGGGGAGGGAUUGGCGUGACCGGAUGGUUGUCCAAGCUGGACUGUUGAGCCCUCUGGUGGCGUCAGUGAAGGAAACGGAGGUGGCAGCUGUGGUUCCCAUGUGGCUCUGGGCAGUUUGUGAGAUGGGCUGGGUAGAGGUGGGAACCUGGCUCUGAAGGCACACGGAAGAUCAGUGACAGGUGUUCACAGCUCCCUGGUCAGUGGUGCCCAGAUAGGGGGUGUCCUUGGAUUUCAGAGGGUCAGUGGCUCAGUUGGGCAGAGAAGACCCUAGGUUCCUUGAUGGGAAGAGGUAUAAACACUGGCUAUUCAUCAUUACUGGACUCUGGGAUGGCAAAAUUGGCUAGAAAGCAUCGUGCUAACUGAUGAUUUGGUGGAAAACUGAACGAGAGAACAUCUACUGCCUCAUUGAGACCCUUGCUGUGGCCCUCUAUUUGGCCUCCUGGAGCCCAUCAUCCCGGAGAAGACCCAUAAAUGAAGAUUGGAGGGAGAAAGCUCUGGCUAGCCAGGGAAUGGAAAUGCCCCAGAGGAAAUGAGCAGCCCCUUGGUUCUGCCCUCACUUCUGCCAGGGAAGAAAACGCCUGUAAAUGGUCCCUAGAGAUCAUUCCUCAUGGGCAUCACUAGGCCCAGAUGUGAAGCAGGAACCAGAAGAUCACAGCCAGCAUGAGGAUUGUCCUGGGAGCUACAGAUGAAAUAGUCCAUAGGGCCAUGAGGCCAUGACCACUGUGCAAGAGACGAGUUGCCCGCAGCUCUCCUGGGCCUCCCACUGGCUCUUCCCAGCCAGAGUACAGGAAUACUGUCUCCCUUAGGAAGCUCUGCAGACAGGCUGAGACUUGGUAGAGGUACACUCCAGUAGUCACCCACGGCAAGCCUUUGCAACCACUUUACUACCUCUCAUGGGGUUUUCUGGACUGGGUCACACCAGGGUUCUGUUCAGCUGGAUAGUGUGGGUGGUCAUCCUGGCCAGCCGGAAUUGAAAUGGGAGGGUCUUCCUGGACCAGCGCCCAUGUGGCUCUCCUUAUAGACCUAUCUUUUGGAAAGCUGCAUUCAUCUGUCCCCACAGCUCAUGAUAAUCCCCAUGUGAGUCCCCCUUCAAGGAAGGCAUUUGAGACUGAGAAGGAGAUACCCUCUGGUUGCUGUCCCACUAAUGGCAACCAGCACGGCCUCCCUAGGGCUUCUUCCACCGCUGCCACUGGUGUGCAGACAGAGGGGGUCUCACAACCUUGAAAAUGUCAUACUUUUUAAAAAGUGUUUUCCUUAGAGGGGAAAACUCUGGGUAUUGCUUCUUUUAAAAUUUUUUUCCAUGAAAAUUGCAGUAAACUGGACCCGAGUCAGCUCUGUGUGUGCAUCUCUGGGGUCCUGGUUGCUCUGUCAUCCUGUGCCACCAUCAAGGUUUCUCAUGGAGGGAGGAAGCUCUACUUCUUACUGAGGGGCAGAGACUGCUAGUGGAAGCUGAGUGACCAAAGUCUGUGUCACAUCACUUUCCUUGUCUGUCAUUGGCACAAAGAUGUGGCCUGUUGACUCUGGCCACUGGCUUUCAGUCAAGGUCCCCAUUCCUGUCACAGGGUGUAAUUUUGCUUCUGAGAUUGUAACCGAAAACCUUUUGUGGCAGAUGGUUCUACCUGUAUUCUGUUGGUUCUCUUUGUCCUUGUGUUCAGCACAUACAUUCACAGAAGUCACCAGGAUGCCUUGGCAGCUUCUGACUGGAAUAUCUGUUGACUUUCUUGUUGUGGGCUCCCUCGACCUGUUCUUGCUUCCCCGUCAGGUUCCAGAUAUACUUUGAUUUCUGAGUGGCUAAGGGCUAUCUUCUCCUUCCUCCAAGGACAUAACUUUGAUAUUUUAUCUUUAAGGGAGGGAAGGUCUGUGGAGUCCAAAUGACCAGGUGGGAAACUAUCACUGGCACCAUUGCCAUUGCUUUCCUAUGUGUCACACCAGCACAGAAACUUCAUGGCUAACACUGUGCUCGCUAGGGGAACUGAUAAAGGUGGAAGAUGAGCUUCAGGCAGAUGCUGAACAGCCACACUUGGCUUUCUGGAAGCUAAAGCCAUGCACUGAGAGGUCCUAAGUGGCAGUCCCUUUGGGGAGUAUCUGCUUGGCACUCAGCCUCAAGGGCGUCUCAGAGAAGUAAAAGGCAAGAGACUGGUGGGGAGUUAGUGGAGCAGAUGGCCCAGGGGGCAGCCACAGCCACAGAAAUGGCAAAAAGGGACACCUCUCCUUCAAAGUGGUUCUUCAUUAUGGCUUCACUGACUACAAUGUUUGAACUCCCAGUUUAUGUUUUGGUUAAAAAUUAGCUUUUCCACAUAGUGGUUUCAAAGGCUUAUUUGAUACAAAGUGUGCUUCCUUUUAGAAGGAUCUUGAAAGUGGUGCUGACACUGAGUCAUAGCUUGGGCAGAGGCAUUUAAUACCAAUGCUCUGCCAAUCCCUAGCCCCUCCACUUCAGAAGAAUCAACCUUCCAGAAAUUUCCCAUCUACACACCUCAAGGGUAUGGGAGACCUUUGUAAUAGGAUCUCUUCAAGAGUUUUCAUCUGAAGUAUUCCUCAUACAACAUUAAAAAAUAACACUUCCCCAAAAGGAGGUGACAUUAGUGCCCCUUAUUACUUUAAUCCCAACAAUUGCUUUGAGGGCUCUGGUACUGAAACUAGUUGUUUGAGGUUUGUUUCAACUGGACCUCUAACCCAAUAUUUCCCUCCCCACAAUUUUUAAAGCAGUCCUGGUUAAGAACCACCUUAUCAGACUGCCAAUUAAUACACUACUGACUUUCAGAAGCUCCAUUUUAGAGAUGAGCUCAUAGUCUUCUACAGCAGAUGACUAUUUCCCUAGGAAUCUUGCUACUUCAGUGAAACCUGUGGAUGUUAGCAUUUGUAACUCUUCCAUAAUUUACAACAAUGACUGAAGUUACAUUGUUCCUGAAUUUGGAAAUAGACUGAUUAUUUCAGACAUAUCUAACGUAUUUCAGAUCAGUUGCUGGAGCAAACUAUAGAUUUCAGCCCCACACAAUAAGUCCCAUUUCAAUAUCCUAGGAAAGCCAGUAGUAGAUUCCACCCUAGUUCUCAGGGCUGUUGCAGUUGAGCCAUGUGGUGUGGAGGCAGAGAGCAGCCUCUACUCCCUGGACAUCUUGCAUGCAUACUAGACUAGUGCUGAACACAUGUCCUACACCACAACCUGAACUAUGCAUGUGAGCCAGCGUCUUGUGCUGCCAUAUUGUACCUUCCCUGUACAGCUGGUAGUGCCAACUCAGCCGACAGGGAUGAGUCAUUACAUGUACAAGGCCAGUGGGGGAACUGACCCUCAGAGCAGGCAGGCAGGCCUCUCCUGGGCUCCUGUACUUUCUGCUUCCCUAGAGAGAUCACAAGUACUUUGAAGCAAACUGGCAAGCUCUGUCUUUGUCCCAGUACCAUGAUUGGAAGUGACAACUGGAAUCUUUAGAAGACAUUUAUCAUUAAUAGACUGUAAAUAAAAUGGAAAAGCAUCAAAUUUCUACUUCUGGUUGGAAAAGUGAAGUCAAUCUCAGCUGAUAAGGCAGGGCACACUAAGCUUUCCUGAGCCCCUCCUUUGACCUCUUGAGCCUUAUAAGGUUUGUAAAAGCUUUGGGAAAGAGGUGGCAGGAGGAGAUGGGGAUGUUGGGAUGGGGAAUGAGCACUCAGCAGCAUGUUAACCUGCUGGGAUGGAGCUCGGCUUCCGGGAGGAACUUCUCAGCUCCAAAAUGGGGGAGUCACACAGGGUCUUAGGGGAUGUCCAGUUAUCUUCAGCUCCUAAAUCAAAGGCAGAGGGAUGGGAACUGAUUUGUCACCUAUACCCAUGAAGAACACUGUAGUUGUCCCUACACACAGUGGAAGAAACACCAACAGACUAUAUCCUAGGCCACAAGGAACAUCAUCUGCAAGACAGGACCUCAGGGAGCUGUAUCCAGGCUGGAGCCACAGGUUGAAUGGAGAUAAAUGCCAUUUUUAAGAUUGCAGCUAGAAGCAUAAUCUGUGAUGAACUCUUGUUAUUUUCUAAAAAGCUAUUUUACUACUGCAUGUUCCUGUGGUAUCUGUGAAUGUGUAUCCCAACCCCACAAGCUGCAGUUGUCACAGUGGCUGGAGUUGGAGUAGGACUGAUGCAUUGACAGCAUCUCACAGGUGUUUUACUGCACAAGAGUUUAACCAGAGUAAAUGCCAAACAAAUAGUAUGAGGAGUAGACUUUUUAAGAAAUUAAUUUAUUUGAGUUCAGAUUAUUUUUGAAAUAUAAAAAUUGGUUGUAUUUUUUAAAGCUGUAAUUCUUGUAGACAUUCUGUGGUUAAAAUUUCGAUUGUGCUUAUUAAAAUGGUCAUCUAUGGUUUGCAUUUCAGCUAUGUGAAAAAUAAAGAUUCUUUGGGAAGGUGA